Molecule: messenger RNA, 8599 nt
Organism: Nannospalax galili (Upper Galilee mountains blind mole rat)
Lineage: Eukaryota; Metazoa; Chordata; Mammalia; Rodentia; Spalacidae
Gene: Ncapd3
Product: non-SMC condensin II complex subunit D3
Exons: 35
Coding region: 142-4767 (1541 amino acids)
Biological process (GO): meiotic chromosome condensation; mitotic chromosome condensation
Cellular component (GO): condensed chromosome, centromeric region; condensin complex
Molecular function (GO): histone binding
Source: RefSeq, a predicted model, not a curated record
GGCUCUGGGUUUAAGUUAGUUUCUGGCCCUGACUUUGACUGGAAAGCUGAAGACUGUCUCCGUGAGCCGGGUUUAGCCUCCCGGCCUCACCCCAGCCAUUUUUGCGCAUGCGGAGGACGCCCCGGGUGAUUGGUUAAUAGAAUGAACUUGGCCCAGCACGGUGAUUGGUCAAUUGCACGUCCCGAACGUUGUGACUGGUCUGCAGGCACGUCUUGGAGCGCGCGCGGGAGCGAGCUUCAAAAGUUGAGCCGUGCUGGGCUGGCCGGUACCUCCGCGCUCACGAUGGCGUUGCGGGACCUGGAGAGCGGCCUGCAGCCCUGGUGUCCGCUGCAUCUCAGCCAUGAAUGGGUCGACACAGUGUGGGAACUGGACUUCACAGAGACUGAGCCUUUGGAUCCCAGCAUAGAAGCAGAGAUCAUAGAGACAGGAUUGAGUGCAUUCACAAAACUCUAUGAAAGUCUUCUCCCCUUUGCUACUGAAGAACAUGGAUCCUUGGAGAGCAUUUGGACCUUCUUCAUUGAGAAUAAUAUUUCCCAUAGUACACUAGUGGCUUUAUUCUAUCACUUUGUCCAAUUAGUCCAUAAGAAAAAUGCCAGUGUACAGUAUCGAGAAUACGGCCUACGUGCUGCUGGGCUUUAUUUUUUGCUACUAGAAAUACCAGGUAGUGUAGCCAAUCAAGUGUUCCACCCAGUGAUGUUUGACAAGUGUAUUCAGAUUCUAAAGAAGAGCUGGCCUCAACAAUCUAACUUGAAUCAGAAAAGGAAAAAAGAGGAGCCCAAGAGUUAUCAGGAUAAUUAUAGAAGGAGUAGGAAAAGAGGAAAGCCACCCAGGAAAGAAGAUAUUCGGAUGGAUGAAUUUACAGAAGAAGAAGAGGAGGAGAAUAUUUAUUUUUCUUCUCGGGACCUUUCUCAAAUCCGAAAUGCCAUAUUUGGUCUUCUAAAGAAUUUUUUAAGGCUUCUGCCCAAGUUUUCCCUCAAAGAAAAGCCACAGUCUGUACAGACUUGUAUAGAGGUCUUUGUUGCAUUAACUGCUUUUGAGCCAGUUCUUCAGGGAUUUCUUGUUUCACCAGCCAGGGAUCUUCAUGAAGUAAGACACAUACCAGAGCUGGCCUAUUGUGGAUUGUAUUUGCUGUGCUCCCCAAUUCAUGGAGAAGGAAAUAAGGUUAUUGGUUCUAUUUUCCAUAAAAUGCUGAAAGUAAUACUGAUGUUAGAAGUAGGCGAAAGGUCCCAUUGUGCCCCAAUAACUAUUACUUCACAAGCCAUCAGUUGUAGAAACCAGGCAGUCCAGUUUAUCAGCUCACUUGUGGAUGAACUACAGGAAAGUAUAUUCCCAGUUCUUCGUAUUUUGCUGCAGCAUAUCUGUGCUAAGGUGAUAGAUAAAUCAGAGUAUCGGACCUUUGCAGCACAGUCCCUGGUCCAGCUGCUUAAUAAACUUCCUUCUGGGGAAUAUGCUGCAUUCAUUGCCUGGCUUUACAAAUAUUCACGAAGUUCCAAGAUUCCACACCGGGUUUUUACUCUGGAUAUUGUUUUAGCUCUCUUAGAGCUGCCUGAGAGAACAGUGGAUGACAGUCUAUUCUUGGAGCAUCAGAAGUUCCUAAAACAUAAAUUCUUGGUGCAAGAAAUUAUGUUUGACCGUUGUUUAGACAAGGCACCUACUGUCCGCACCAAGGCACUGUCCAGCUUUGCACACUGUCUGGAAGUGUCUGCUAGCAACACAUCAGAAAGUAUACUGGACUUCCUCAUUAACAGUCCUUUUGUUUCAGGACUACAGAGUCAGCCUGGUACCUUGUUGAGACAUUCAUCAGUACUUUCUUGCCCGAAUUGGACAUCUACCUCUUCUAAGCCCUCAACACAGAACUUCAUAGAUAACAGUGGUGAAAGAGUUGGAUCUGAAAGAUGCGUCAUAGCAAUGCUGAGAAAAAGAAUCAGGGAUGAGAAGAUCAAUGUCCGAAAGUCUGCACUCCAGGUGUUAGUGAGCAUUUUGAAACACCAUGACAUCUUGGACAUGCAGGAAGACCUGUUGAUUCUGCAGGACCAUUGUCGAGACCCUGCUGUGUCUGUCCGAAAGCAGGCCUUACAGUCUCUUACAGAACUUGUCAUGGCCCAACCUACAUGUGUCCCGAUCCAGAAAGCCUGGCUGAUGGGAGUCAUCCCCGUGGUGAUGGAUAGUGAGAACACUGUGCAAGAGAAGGCUCUGGAAUGCUUGGACCAACUCCUGUUGCAGAACCUUAAGCAUCACAAAAAAUUUGAUAGUGAGGACAACAGCCAGGUACUUGCUUGGACACUGCUUGCUCUCCUCACCACAGAAAGCCAGGAUUUGAGCCGCUAUUUAAAUAAGGCUUUUCAUAUCUGGUCCAAGAAAGAUAAAUUCUCAUCCAGUUUUAUAAACAGUGUGAUAUCCCACACUGGCACGGAACAUUCUGUACCAGCCUGGAUGCUGCUCUCCAAGAUUGCGUGCUCAUCACCCAAGCUGGACUACACCAAGAUAAUGGAGUCUUGGGAGAAAAUCAGCAGUGACCAGACUGCAAAUUCAAACACCUUAGGAUAUAUGCUGUGUGUCAUUGGGCAUAUUGGAAAGCAUCUUCCCAAGAGUACCCGGGACAAGGUGACUGAUGCUAUCCAGGGUAAGCUGCAUGGAUUUCAGUGGUCUCUGGAGUUGAUCAGCUCUGCUGUGGACACUUUGCAAAGGCUUUGUAGUGCAUCGGCAAAGACAGCGGUGGAAGAGCAGGAACUACUGAAGCAGGUAUGUGCAGAUGUGCUCUCUACCUGCGAGCACCGCCUCUCUGACAUCGUCCUGAAGGAAGAUGGGGCAGGAAAUAUGGAUGAAGAGCUGGUGGUGAAAUACAUUUUUACCAUAGGCGAUAUAGCCCAGCUAUGCCCAACCAUAGUAGAGAAGCGAGUCUUCCUUCUAAUCCAGUCCAUUCUGGCUUCCUCUGCUGAUAUGGAUCUCUUAUCAUCACCUCAAGGACCAACUGAUGUCCCAGCCAAUCAGCUGCCCUCCCAGGUCAGAGGCUCUGCCAUGCCUUCUGUAAUUAGAGCACAUGCCAUCAUCACCUUAGGUAAACUGUGUUUGCAACAUGAGGACCUUGCAAAGAAGAGCAUCCCAGCCCUUGUGCGGGAACUUGAGGUGUGUGAAGAUGUGGCUGUGCGCAACAACGUCAUCAUUGUCAUGUGUGAUCUUUGUAUCCGGUACACCGUUAUGGUGGACAAAUAUAUUCCCAAUAUUUCCAUUUGUCUGAAGGAUUCAGAUCCAUUUAUCCGAAAGCAAACACUCAUUCUGCUUACCAACCUCUUACAGGAAGAAUUUGUGAAGUGGAAGGGUUCUCUGUUCUUUCGAUUUGUCAGCACUCUGGUAGAUUCACACCCAGACAUUGCCAGCCUUGGGGAAUUUUGCCUGGCUCACUUGCUAUUGAAGAGGAACCCUACCUUGUUUUUCCAGUACUUCAUAGAGUGUAUAUUCCACUUCAACAGCUAUGAGAAACAUGAGAAGUACAACAGGUUUUCCCAGUCAGAGAGAGAGAAGCAGCUGUUUUCACUUAAGGGAAAAACAAACAAGGAGAAGCGGAUGAGACUCUACAAGUUUCUUCUUGAGUACUUCACAGAUGAGCAGCGAUUCAAUGUCACUUCCAAAAUCUGCCUUAGUAUUUUGGCAUGCUUCACUGAUGGCAUCCUGCCCCUGGACAUGGAAGCCAGCGAGUUGCUCUCAGAUACGUUUGACAUCCUCAGCUCAAAGGAGAUCAAGCUUUUGGCAAUGACGGCUAAAACCUACAAGGACCUCCUGGAAGAAGAUGACAUGGCCUUGGCAAACGUAGUCAUGCAGGAAGCCCAGAUGAAGCUCAUCUCACAGGUUCAGAAGAGGAAUUUCAUAGAGAAUAUUAUCCCAAUCAUCAUCUCCCUGAAGACUGUGCUGGAGAAAAAUAAGAUUCCUGCUCUACGGGAACUUAUGAACUACCUCAGAGAGGUGAUGCAGGAUUACCGAGAUGAAAUCAAGGACUUCUUUGCAGUUGACAAGCAGCUGGCAUCUGAAAUUGAGUAUGACAUGAAAAAGUACAGUGAGCAGCUAGCCCAGGAGCAAGAGCUGGCAAAGCAGGCCGAUGGGAGCAGCGUGGCUGAAGGUGGUAACCGGACACAAGCCCCACAGGUUGCUCCUGGCUUACAAGUAGUGCCUGCUCCUGCCAGCCAAGAAAAUGCUGAUGUGUCUCUGCCAGUGAGCUUGCCUUCUGCACCUGGGUCCAGCUGCACACCAGCUUUGCCUCUCACACCAGAAACCAGGCCUCUGAAGAUGUUAAUGCCCAGUGCCAGGCCCAUGUCCCUGAGUACCAUUGCAAUCCUGAAUUCUGUCAAGAAAGCCGUGGAGUCCAAGAGUAAGCAUCGCAGUCGGAGCUUAGGAGUGCUGCCUUUCACCAUAGAGCCAGGAAGCCCAGAAAAACCCAGCAGCCAUGUAUCUUCCUACAGCUUGGAACAAGAGUCUGAUAGAGUUGCGAAGCACGUAGCUAAACGAGCAAUCAGCACCCCGGAGCAGUCCAUCAAUAAUGUCACAUUUGGAGCAGGGGUCAGCUACAUAGGGACAACACCGCAAACUCCAUUUUCAACCAAAGAGAAAGUUGGAGCCCAGGAUCAAGGAAAUGACAUUUUAUGUUUAUCGCUUCCUGAUAAAUCGUCUGCACAGUCUCCACAGUGGAAUGUAAAAUCUCUGACCAGGAACAAGGGCAACCUAAGACCCAGCAGGAGGUCCCUCCGCAAGACCCCCCUGAAGAUGGCCAACUAAAAGUUGGUCCAGCGAGUGUCCAAAGAUUGCUGUGGGAACUUUUGCCUUUUGCAUGUAGAAGGGAAGAAGUGGAUCACUUGGCCUCCACCUGGGGGAUGCUCCUUAUACAAUACCAAAGCUCUUCCCUAGGAUACCAGCACUCGCUUUGCUCCCCUUGUGUCUGCCUAUAAACCUUCCCAUAUUUCUCUUUAUGAUACUUGUUCAGAUUUGUAAAUAGAGAAAUGACAUAUUUAGACUUUCUUACCCUAACAUUAAGUUAUUUAAUAUUGUGACAUUCUAUUUGAAUGUCAAACCUAUUGUGGCAAGUUACAAUCUGGUCAUUAGGAACACACUUUUAAAAACUUCAGCUUUCUUUUAUAUAAAUUAAGCUUCUAUUGGCUUGUUUGAAUUCCUUAUAGGAGAUAUUUUCCCAUAACCAAUAACAAAGUUUUGACUGAAAUAUUUUUCUAUUAUUUGUAAUUGCAGAUUUUAUUCAAAGUGUUCAUCCUUUCUGUAAUGAAGUAAUAAAAGGUUAAGUAUGAAUACAGCCUAGCAUUCAGUAGAACAUUUCUGGUUUGGGAACAAGGCUCUAUUGGUGGUCAUCUUAACUAAGUACUUAAGAAGACCAAAUCCUUCCUGUUAGGAAAAGGAUGAUCCUGUCCUUAGAGUUUGGUUCACCCGCCUCCCUGCAUUUGUUCUGGGGUAGAAGCUUUGUCUCCCUAACAGUAGACAUCAUCAUUAGAAUAGUAGGUAGGACUCCUUCUUUGGAAGAAGUAGCUUCAUGACCCUUUGGCAGAGUGGCACUGGUGCUGACAUGACAGUGCUGAGGACUGCACUACAUCAGGGACAUCAUUGAGUUUCUUCUGUUGGUUCUGUUACAGGAAUUUCAUUUGGGGGCUAGAAAGAUGGUUCAGUGUUUAAGACCAAGUACUGCUCUUACAGCAGACCAGGAUUUAAUUCCCAUCACCCAGGUUGAGCAGCUCCUAACAGACUUAACUCAAGCACCAGGGGGUCUCUUUGGGCUCCUGCACUCACUUAUGCACAUACCCACAUAAGCAUAAUUUAAAAUAUUUUUAUAAAGAAACACCAAGAAUACCCAAUCCAAACAAACACAAUUGGGUGUUGUGGUUUGCUUGUUUUGGAGAUGGGGUCUUGAUAUGUGAUCCAAGACACUUAAUUGGCCUCAAGCAAUUUUCUUGCUUCAACCUUCUAAGUAACUAGGACUACAGGCAUUUGCCACCAUGCUUGGCUGGUGUCCCCCUGUCCCACCCUAUACUAACCCAAGACUCCAUGCAUGCUGGAAAGCCCUGUAGUGCUUAACUACACUCCAGCCCCCCAAAUUACUAUAUUUUUAGUGUACAUGUGGUAGUUGGAUUUGAUGGAGUCACUGUGCUCUGCCAUAAAUAAACUCUGACAAUUAGGGAGUAAGUCACACAGCUGUUCUUGGGUGAGCAAACUUGGCUCCAGUGCAUAUUUCCUUAUAGUGCUAGAACUGUACCUUUUCAGAGUAUGUGCCUAAUAAUACUUAGAAUACAGGGUAAAUCUAAUGUAAUAAAGAAAGAAAUGGUUUCACUUUUAAAGCUUUUAUAAAUGGGGUUUAACAAACAGCAAAACUGAAGAUGUAUUAGUACAAGUUGUAACACCUAGGUACAACAUCCAUAUCAAAGGUCAAAGAACAGCCUCUUUUAGGCCUCUUCAGUCUUUAGUCACAUUUAUAUCCCACAGAUGAAUGAGCACUCCUUCUAUCUGUGGCUUUAUCCUGGGCCACUGCUUUCCAGGCUCACGUGUGGCUUUGUCAAACCUAGUUCCCAUGGCACUGUGGCAGAAGGCUUUAGGCAGCGGCAAUACAGCUACUCUAAUGCUUUGACAGCCACAAGGAGGAUAGUAUAUUGUUCCUCAGCAGUCAAGACUGGGUCAGCUACCCCUUUCUACCAAGAGGAAGGAGAGGAGGGGCAGUGUGAUAACUGCAUUCAUGAUGGAGGUGCAAGAGAAGACCGGUACCACUGAGCAAGCACAGAGCUGCCUGCUGCUCCUUCCAGGAUCUACCACACAGCAUUUCACAUUACUUAAGAAAAAAGUCAGAAUGUCUCAAGUAUUCAAUGAAAAAAAAAACAAAAACAGCUGAAGUAUAAAAUUAAAGAUGACAAAGUGGCUAGCUGCUACAUAAAACAUCCUUCAGGCGCAGGAUGUCACAUCAUGAUUCUAACAUGGUGACGUAUUUGAGGCCAAGAACAUCUGCUCUUGAAGAGCAGAGGCUUUUGAAUGGUGUUUCUAAUGUCCCCAUCAAAUGAGCAGUGUCUUGGGUAGAUAAAAGAUUUAAAAUAAAAAUUAGAAAACUGCUUUUGGCUCAGGCAUUUUACUUUGCUCAUCGUCAGGCUUUGUACCUCAGCCGCACCUCCAGAUACUCUUCAAAGGGCUAGACUGGCUGCCACCACACAAUGGUUUGUCAUGAAGGAGACAGCCUGUGGUGUUGAGAUGUUUUCUUCACAGCAAAGAGGAACAGCAGGAUCAUUUUCUUUUUUAAAAUAUUGUAGUUGACAAGUUUGGUUUCAAAAUUGCCUUUGGCCCUGGAUACUUACUGACUACACAAAUAAUUAAAAUGAAUUUUAAAAAUAAAUAGCCCUGACUACUUUGUUUUGUAAGCUAUCCAAAACAGGAGUUCUGUCACAGGAACCAAAAGGCUGGGAUGCCACAUGGCUACCAGUUUUCCUGAAAUUCCUACCUAGGAACCGGUGAGCAUUGCACAGCCCAGAACGCUACCUCUGAAGUUAAUUAGGGCACCAAGCUGAGGUCAGGGCUGUGCAGAUGGAAGUGGGUAUUCCAUCCCACAAAAGUUAGUGACCCAAAAUGACCUUGACCACAUUGCCUUCCACUAACCCCAGGAGCCGGCCAACAUGGUCUGUACAUGUGUGUCUUUGGGAAUAGCAAGCAGUUUUAGUGAUCUCAGGAAGAGACUAUUCAAAGCUAACCUGGAGUUCCCAAGGGUUCUUAUACAAGCUAGAUUGGAAUCCUUUAAUGGCUUCCUAAACAAUGGUCUGAUGUACAGACAGCAUGUUUUCUUAUGAAAAAUGCCAAAAGUUACUGUCAAUAAAGGAAUGUUCCAGUCAGCAUCCUUAAGGGAAUUCCUUGAGUCAAAGACUUUAUUCUUGUUAUUUUCCAAUUUAAGACUAGUAGCUUGAACCUUCUACCUUAAGUUGAAAUCUUAAAAAAAUAGGUUUUAAAACACUAUAUGACAAUAUAUUUACAGUUUAUAUAGAAAUUUUCAAUAAUCAAAAUACAUCUUUAGCAAAAUUUAGAAUGUUAAAAUUUUAUAAAAUAAGCAAGACCAAUAGAAAAGCAUAUUUCAGUACCAUUUCAGACUUAGAUUAAGACAAUGGUUUUCCCUAAAUCCUGACACCUCUUGGACAGGGAGGGCUCCCCUGGAUAAGAUCUCUCUUCCAACAAGCGAUUUACCUUUCUGAUUUGGGUUUUUAUAAAAUGCCGAUCCAAACAUUCUUCAGAGUGGACGUGACAAUACUGGAUGUUCAACAGAGCCCUGAAGAGGCAGUGAUGGUAAGUCAGGGCCCAUGGAGCAAAGCACUGCCUGGAACAGGCUUCAUGCCAUGCUCACAUUGCUGCUGCUGUAGCACAGCACCUUGUCCUCUCCUGGCCAGUGUUGUCCUGGCUGCUAAAAAGCCCAAGGUAGCAGAAAGACCUUGACGAUCACCUUAAUCCCAUGUGGGAAUAAGGCCAGCACAGACUCGGGACACAACUGAACUCGUUCCACUUUUCUUGGUAGCUACUAUGCCCAUCUCGAAGAAGAUUCUUUUAUUCAUGUGGCUUGUUAGAAAGUAAGAAAGCAGUAGUCAACUUU